AUGGAAGAAUGGUUGGAAAGUUUUCGCAUGACAAAACUCAGCUUUUCUGAAUUAUGUAAUAAACUCAGAAAUGAAUUAGAACCAAAACCACAAUAUCUGAAACCAAGAGAACCUUUAUCUGUUGAAAAACAAAUAGCUGUGGCUUUAUAUAAAUUAGCUAGCACUGCAGAAUAUAGAGUUAUUGGCAAUACGAUGGGUAUCCAUAAAUCAACUGUUAAAAAGUGUGUAUAUAAAGUAGUUAAAGCUAUUAAUCAAAUUAUGCUUCAAAAUUAUAUAUACAUGCCUCAUGAAAAGGAGGCUAAAUUUAUAGCUCAAAAUUUUGAAGAGAAAUGUGGUAUUCCACAAAUUAUUGGCAGCAUUGAUGGGACUCACAUUAAAUUAUUCCACCAAGUGAAGGAUAAUAUUGUGGCAAAACAUCCGGGAAGUUAUCAUGAUGCUGCUGUUUUAAAAGAUAGUACUCUUUAUAAGAAUUCUAAUACAAUAAUACCUAAGGAAACUCAAAACAUUAAUGGAAUGGAAAUACCCUUUAUGAUAGUUGGAGAUCCUGCUUAUCCGUUAUUGCCAUGGCUUUUAAAAGGAUAUUCUGGUUCAUUAUCAGCAGAGCAAGAAUCUUUCAAUGUAUAUUUAAAUUCUGCUCGAGUGUCUGUCGAAAUGGCUUUUGACAGAUUAAAAGCAAGAUGGAGAAUUUUGCAUCAAAUUAACUGUGACUACAUAUUUGCGCCAGAAAUAAUUGUAGCUUGUUGUAUAUUGCAUAAUUUUGUUGAAAGCAAACAAGAAAGAUUCUAUUCUGAAUGGUUACAAGAAGCUGAACAAUUACAACUCUUAACACCGCAACCAACAUGUGCAACUAAUUAUCAAAGAGAUUCAGUACAAGCUGUUAUUGCAAACCUUAAUGUUGCGAAUAUCUAUUGCCGCGAGAGUCUGGAUACGGUGACCGGUGACAAGAGCCAACAAGGUAGCUAA
This is a messenger RNA of Nylanderia fulva, 963 nucleotides long. NCBI's taxonomy places the organism in Eukaryota, Metazoa, Arthropoda, Insecta, Hymenoptera, Formicidae. The record is from RefSeq and is a predicted model, not a curated record.